GUGUGAACAGAGUCACAGAAGAAGAAGCCCCAGCAAAUAGCAACAACAGCAACCGAGAGAGAGCAGAAGCAACAACGAUCACCACCGUCCCAUUAUCGGCUGGCUGAGCUAUUUUGGUAGUAGACUUUGUCGACCUCUUCGCACAACAACAGAGGUUUUGACAACCAACGCAAACGAAAGUAAAACGUAGAAGGGAGCUCGAAGUGACGGUCCUUUUGCUGCAGCCAUUUCGCCCGACGAGUAGUAGUGAACUUCUCUUAGAACCGCCACCGAUCGAUCGUGUGACCAACCGCCGUACAAGAAUACUUUGGUACAACCAUGUCGACGUUUGAGAAUGAACGAGGCCUUCCACCGGCGCAGCGCAACAUGAGCGCUGCUGCUCGUGCUGCUGCGGCCGACGCCCUUGUGAACGAAGAGCCGCGGGCCAAGCGAGUCAAGUCCGACCCGACCAUGACCAUUACGUCGCCCGAAUUGGACCGCUCUCGUCAAGUGGCAUCAGCUGCCGUCAGUAACGAGAAGAUUGCCAAGUUGAAGCAGCGUCAAGUCAUGAAAGGUCACAAGGUUAGCAAGCUGACGGACUUUGAUUUCGCCCAACAAGCCAUUGUAGCCGACAGCGAAGACGACAUUGACGCCAUUGUGGAGCGUCUUUACAAACUGCAGUGUUUCCGCGAUGAGUACCAAAUACUAGACACGGUCGAGGAAGGAGUCGCGUUGAUCCAAAAACUCAUGGAGAUCAUGCCUGGAUACUUGCUCAGUGUCGACUUUGCUCCGCGCUACGGCUCGCACAUUUUCGUUUGGGACUUUGCGGCAUUCCAACCCGCCACCCUCCAAGACCCUGACAAGAUGCGCAUCUUCAUGGGAGCUCUCUACUACAUCUUCCAGUGUCUCAGCACCAACUUGAAAGCUGCCAGAGCCGGUGUUGUCAUCAUUACCGAGUGUCAGGGCAUGACCAGUGAAAACUUUGACUUUCAUAUCGAACAAAAGAUGCUCUCGGAACUCUUCUGUCAUUACCCAUUCAAGUACAAGGAGUGCCUCUGGCUAAACACUCCCGUGAUUGCCAAUAUUGCCUAUGGUCUUCUCAAGCCACUCGUGAACAAGUCCUUCCUGGCGACAUGGAGAAUGGGAUGCAAGCUAGAUGGAUACGAAGGACGCGUCGAUUCGCUCUUCAAGCAGCCAACAUUGGCCAUUGCACAAGAACAAUUACUCAAGAGAGUCGAAGGAUUUCUCACGGAGCGAGCUCAAAAUGUUCGCAACUUUGAGCUUUGUGAAAAGAUGGUCUAUAACCCUCCACCGGAAGGACAAGGACCGCCUCUUCCUGCUGCUGCUCGAGGACCAAGACCACAAGGAGCUGCCGCUCGAGGUCCAAGACCUGGAAUGCCGGGUCCAAGACCUCCCAUGGCAAGACCGGGCAUGAGACCUGGCAUGCAAAUGCCAAGAGCCGGCCCUCGGCAUGCAGCGGCUGCCUCUGGUAUUGCACAAGCUCGUGCUGCACAGCUUGCCAGAGCCGCCGCCCGGGCUGCUGCCGCCGCUGCUAGAGCUAAUGCUAAUGCAGAAGGAAACUGAAUAUGAGUUGAAGUGAAUUCGGCUUUUCUUUCUUGCACUCUAACUCUUCCUGCUUGGAGACGUUUUUGGUGGCUGUCCGUUUGGCCUGGGGACAAGCGGAGGACCAAAAACAAGUGUCAUUCUAAUCAAUCAAACAAUCGAAGCAUUGGCGUAACGUCAUGAUAUGACUAGAAUAUCAUGGCGUUGCCCCAAUCUAUCGAUCAGACAAACAAACGAACGAACACACAAACACAAAACAGAUAAAUGACUGUACGGACAAAUUGUACAAAUAGAGGUUGCUCUUCAUAACGAAACAGAAUCUUUUUGAAAAUACAUAUUCAGUACCU
This is a messenger RNA of Seminavis robusta, 1889 nucleotides long. Lineage: Eukaryota; Bacillariophyta; Bacillariophyceae; Naviculales; Naviculaceae. The record is from the annotation of a GenBank genome assembly.